UCACGUGCCGGCAGGAAGUGGCGUCCACUGCGGAGAAUCCGAGAUGGGGACCUCCCUGGACAUCAAGAUUAAAAGAGCGAACAAGGUUUAUCACGCCGGGGAGCUGCUCUCUGGCGUGGUGGUCAUCACUAGUAAGGAUUCCGUCCAACACCAAGGAGUUUCUUUGACGAUGGAAGGGUCUGUAAACCUCCAGCUCAGUGCCAAAAGUGUGGGUGUGUUUGAAGCGUUUUAUAACUCUGUCAAGCCUAUCCAGAUUAUCACCAGCACCAUAGAAAUGGUGAAGCCAGGAAAAUUCCCCAGUGGCAAGACAGAAAUUCCUUUUGAAUUUCCACUCCACGUGAAGGGUAAUAAAGUUCUGUAUGAGACCUACCAUGGUGUGUUUGUCAACAUCCAGUAUACACUGCGCUGUGACAUGAGGCGGUCUCUGCUGACCAAGGACUUAACCAAGACCUGUGAAUUCAUCGUUCACUCUGCCCCUCAGAAGGGGAAAUUGACUCCAACCCCCGUGGACUUCACUAUCACCCCUGAAACCUUGCAGAAUGUCAAAGAGAGAGCCUUGCUGCCCAAAUUUCUUAUUAGAGGACAUCUCAACUCAACUAACUGUGCUAUCACAGAGCCGCUGACAGGAGAGCUGGUUGUGGAGCAUUCCGACGCAGCCAUCAGGAGCAUAGAGCUGCAGCUGGUCCGAGUGGAGACCUGUGGCUGCGCAGAAGGCUAUGCGCGAGAUGCCACGGAGAUUCAGAAUAUCCAGAUCGCUGAUGGGGAUGUGUGCCGGGGCCUCUCUGUUCCCAUCCACAUGGUUUUUCCCAGGCUCUUCACUUGCCCUACUCUGGAGACCACCAACUUCAAAGUGGAAUUCGAGGUCAACAUCGUGGUGCUGCUUCAUGCUGAUCACCUCAUCACAGAGAAUUUCCCACUGAAGCUCUGCAGGACGUAGCCCACGAGGCAUGUGGGAGACGCACGCCUUCGUGGAAAUCCAGCUGGCUGCCAGACUGUUAGGGAGAGACACAGCUGCGGCACAUACUUGUUCUCUUGAUUAUUCUGUGUCAGAACUGAAUCUGACUCCCCAAAGUCUAAUCACCCUCAUCCUCAUUCCCUGAAGGCUCCUGCUUCCAGUGGGCGGGGCGUCUUGUAAUCAGACUCUUUGUUUGAAAUGAAGCAGGAUUUCUGAA
This is a messenger RNA of Echinops telfairi (small Madagascar hedgehog), 1172 nucleotides long. RefSeq names its product VPS26 endosomal protein sorting factor C (gene VPS26C). Gene Ontology annotation, cellular component: endosome. NCBI's taxonomy places the organism in Eukaryota, Metazoa, Chordata, Mammalia, Afrosoricida, Tenrecidae. Gene Ontology annotation, biological process: intracellular protein transport. The record is from RefSeq and is a predicted model, not a curated record. The coding region runs from base 44 to 937 and encodes 297 amino acids. The transcript has 8 exons.